Molecule: messenger RNA, 1974 nt
Organism: Cavenderia fasciculata
Lineage: Eukaryota; Evosea; Eumycetozoa; Acytosteliales; Cavenderiaceae
Product: putative acyl-CoA oxidase
Exons: 4
Coding region: 1-1974 (657 amino acids)
Biological process (GO): fatty acid beta-oxidation using acyl-CoA oxidase; lipid homeostasis
Cellular component (GO): peroxisome
Molecular function (GO): fatty acid binding; FAD binding; acyl-CoA oxidase activity
Source: RefSeq, a predicted model, not a curated record
AUGGAAUCAUAUGACAGAAUUCAUACUAUAGUUAGCCACAUUUUGCCAUCGGUUGAUGACAUUUGGCUUGAAUCAAAUGAUGUUUCAGCAUCGACUGCUGCUACAUCAAAUGGCAGUGAACCAUUGAAUAUUACACCAGACAAACCAAGCAAGCCAAUCUCAAAGUGGGACAAGGAAGAGUUGCGUGAGUUUUUGGAAAGCAACCCUGCCUACAAGCAACACAAGCAAGCCAUAUUGGAAGCUCUCAGAGAUCCAUUGUUUGCACCAAGAUAUAACAUGAACAAGGAAGAAUGGCGUGAACUCACUGUAAAGAGAGCUGUCAAACUCAUUCAACAAGGUUUGAUUUCAAUUACUGAUCUUAAUAGAGAUCCAAACAAAUAUUUGAUGACAUUGGAACUUGCAUCACUUGCCGAUAAUUCAUUAUCUGUAAAGAUGGGAGUACACUUUUCAUUGUUUGGUAAUGCUGUUUUGAACCUUGGUACAGAGAAGCAUCACCUCAAAUACCUCAAAGAUAUCGAUACUUGGAAGCUUCCAGGUUGUUUUGGUAUGACUGAAUUGGGACAUGGUAGUAAUGUCCAAGGCAUUGAAACUACUGCCACCUAUGACAAGGACACUGAAGAGUUUGUCAUCAACACUCCAUCAGAGAGUGCUCAAAAGUCUUGGAUUGGUAAUGCUGCCGUACACGGUCAAGCAUGUUCUGUAUUUGCUCAACUCAUCACUGGUGGUGUCAAUCAUGGUGUACAUGUAUUUGUUGUUCCAAUUCGUAAUCCAGAUGGUUCAAUUGUUGAAAAUGUUAGAAUUAUGGAUAAUGGACAUAAACUUGGAUUACAAGGAGUUGAUAAUGGUAGAAUUUGGUUUAAUAAUAAGAGAAUUCCAAGAGACAAUUUAUUAAACAAAUAUGGUGAUGUCCAAAAGGACGGCACUUACUCGUCACCCAUCCAAGGCAAGGGAAAGAGAUUUGGUACGAUGGUCAGCCCAUUGGUUGGUGGUCGUGUGUUGAUCUCCAUGUCGGCACUCAACAUCUCCAAGGCAGCCUUGAUCAUUUGCGUGCGUUACGGAUACCAACGUCGCCAAUUUGGCAGCAAGGGCAAGGAAGCCCCCAUCAUGGAAUACUUGUCGCACCAACGUCGUCUCUUCCCACUCGUCGCAUCGGCCGUCGCAUUCACAUUCACCGUACGUCAACUCAAGCAAGUGUACUGCGAACCAAACAAGACCCCUCAAAAUGUCAAGGACCUCCAUAUCCUCGCCUCGGGUGCCAAGGCCGUCGUCACAUGGUUCAAGACUCACACUCUCCAACAAACACGUGAGAGUUGCGGUGGUCAAGGUUUCAGUUCACUUAACCAAAUCGCCAACUGGAAGUCAGACUCGGACGUUGACUUGACCUACGAAGGUGACAACCACGUCCUCCUCCAACAGGUCGCUCGUUUCCUCUUGGUCGAGCUCCAAAAGGGUCGUUACACCCCAACCCUUCCAAACCACGGCACCAAGAUCUUUGACGCCUCUUUCCAAAUUCAAACACUCAAGUGGAGAGAAUCACAUCUUGUCCAAACCCUCUCACAAAAGAUCAUGGGUUUCAUCGACCAAGGCAAGAACCUCCAAGUCGCCUGGAACAGUUGUCUCGACACUGUCACAUUCUUGGGCAAGGCCUACAUAGAACGUAUCACAUUGGAGUUCUUCCAAGAAGGUAUCAACAAGGCUGCUCCAUCCCUUCAACCAGUAUUAGAACUUUGUAGAAAUCUUUUCUUUGUUUAUAGAGUUACUGAAGAUUUAGGUUACUUUAUGUGCUAUGACGGUUUAACUCAUGAAAGUGGCAUCCGCAUCAAGGAAUCAUUGAGUAAAUUAUGCCAAGAUAUGUUACCAGUCGGUCUUGACCUUGUCAAUAGUUUUGAUAUCGCCGAACAAUUCAUUCACGCACCAAUCGCACAAGCCGAUUACGUACAAGAGUUUAGAUAUGGAGUAGAAAGAAACUAUUAA